AUGUGCCCUGCAGAGAACAGGUUGGCGUUCUCUGUGUAUAUGCUCACGGGGGAGGCAGAGCAUUGGUGGAGCAGCACCCGAUCUAUCCUGGAGGAGAGGGAUGAGCCAGUGACGUGGGAAACUUUCAGGGAUAGAUUCCUCUCCGAGUACUUCCCGGACAGCAUCCGAUACGCUAAGGAGGUGGAGUUCCUCCAGUUGACCCAGGGAGGGAAGACUGUUACUGAGUAUGCUGAGAGGUUCAAACACCUCAGCCGCUUCUACACCCUACCACUCGAUGAGGAGUGGCGAUGCAGGAAGUUCGAGAAUGGGCUUCGCGGUGACAUUCGUUUGAUGGGCUACCGCAGAUGCAACAACUGUGGCAAGGAGGGCCACUUUGGGAAGGAUUGUCCCACCCUUGCUAGGGCAGCAGCACGCCUUCCAGUUCAGACUCCUCACCAGCAUCAGCGGAGAGAUAGAGGCAACAGGCCUCAGGCGACAGGCAGAGUUUAUGCCAUGACCGGAGCUGAGGCUGCAGGUUCAGGGGAUUGCAGUAGACCCGGCAAAGGUCGAGGCAAUGGUAAAGUGGGAGAGUCCGAAGUCAGCCACAGAGAUCAGGAGCUUCGUGGGACUAGCGGGCUACUAUAG
Molecule: messenger RNA, 624 nt
Organism: Vigna unguiculata (cowpea)
Lineage: Eukaryota; Viridiplantae; Streptophyta; Magnoliopsida; Fabales; Fabaceae
Molecular function (GO): zinc ion binding; nucleic acid binding
Source: RefSeq, a predicted model, not a curated record